AUGUACAUACAACACGACGUGAACUUAGAUUCUCCAACAGCAUCGGCCAAUAGCCCUAAACCAAAGCCAAUUUCAAUGAUUAUGGUUGAUCAAGACACACGCUAUCGACUUGUUUUACUUGGAGCUAGUCGUACAGGAAAAUCGUCGAUUGUUCAUAUGUUUUUAAAUGGAAAAUUUUUGGAAACGUAUAAGGAAACUGUUGAAGAUUUGCAUUACCGAGAAUUUAUUGUAGAUGACAAAACAAUUAAAGUUGACAUAUUAGAUACUGCCGGUAACAUGGAAUUCCCUGCAAUGCGUCGUUUAUCAAUUGCUACAUCACACGCAUUUAUUCUUGUUUAUAGUGUCGAUAGUAUAGAAUCAUUGAAUGAAAUCCGUUGUAUUAUCGAACAAAUAAAAGAACAGCGAACAAAUUAUGCUGAAAUUCCAAUCGUUAUUGUUGGAAACAAGACUGAUCGUACUGGUGUACGUGAAGUCGAUGAACAACAUGUAAGAACAAUGCUCAAUGAACUUGGUCCAUUACAUUGUGGCUUUGUUGAAUGCACUGCACUUGAUCGUGCAUCAAUAAUAGAUAUAUUUCUUAAAUUACUUAGCCUUGUACAAUUAUCUGCCGCAAGACAAUUAAGUCCAAUAUUAACAAGAAAAAUUAGUGAACGUCUCAAGAAAAACGAAUUCGACGAUAAAAGUGAAACGGGUUUUAGUCGUAGUCGAAGUCUUAUACGAAGAACAUCUGUGAAAAAGAAGGCAACAUCAUCCAAUGGUAAACAUCCAUCUAAGACACUUGAUUGUUUAAUAUCUUAA
Messenger RNA from Rotaria socialis, 798 nucleotides. The record is from the annotation of a GenBank genome assembly. NCBI's taxonomy places the organism in Eukaryota, Metazoa, Rotifera, Eurotatoria, Philodinida, Philodinidae.